AUGGCAGAAGUUGGAUUCAUCGAGCCGCUUCCCGCCGAGACGGGAGUGACGUCUGACUAUGACCCAAGCGUUGUCGAGUCCGACUUUUGUUCGGUGACCUCGAGCAUAAACGAGCACAUCUGGGAAUAUGGGAGACGGUACCAGGUAUUCCGAUACGGCAGAUAUCCGUUGCCCAACGACGACGAAGAGAUCAACAGGGAGCUGUUGAAGCACGUCAUGUUCAAGGAGAUGCUCCAUGGCAAACUCCACCUUGCCCCAAUCGGGGAGAACCCCCAGAAGAUAAUCGAUCUGGGAACAGGAUCCGGCGAGUGGGCCAUUGAAGUUGGCGAUAAUUUCCCAAGCGCGAGAGUAAUAGGCGUGGAUCUCUCCCGAAUCCAGCCUGUCUGGCUUCCUCCCAACGUCGAGUUCUUUGUCGAUGACGUUGAAGAUGAGUGGAUGCAGCCGUCGGACUUCGACUAUGUCCACCUUCGCGUAUUGUGUACCACGUUGCAAGAUCCUCGAAAAGUGAUGGCGAAAGCAUUCGAGAACUUGAAGCCUGGGGGCUGGAUCGAGCUUCAAGAGUUCAACCCAAGAAUAGGGUGUGACGAUGGGAGUGUCCCUCCAGACUACCCGUUGCAAAAGUUCUACGACCAAUUGCAGACGGUAUUUUGGGAACAUUAUGGUUUCGAUAUCCGCUUCAUCGAGAAAGCUCCUGCCUGCCUUGAAAAGCUGGGCUUUGUCAACAUCCAACAGCGGGUGUUCCACCUCCCCAUAGGCGCGUGGCCCAAAGAUCAACACCUCCGAACUCUCGGUGCAUACUUUCGCGAGGUGUUCGCAGAGAUGAUACCCGCCAUGACUGCCAGCGCCUUCCCCGAAUUUGGGAUCGAUGCAUUGGAGACCAAUGAGUUAAUGCAGUCCAUCCAGGUCGCUCUCGGAAACAGGCGCUUUCACAGCUACGUGCCAGUACAUUUCGUAUGGGCUCAGAAGCCAGUCUCAUAA
Messenger RNA from Phialemonium atrogriseum, 978 nucleotides. RefSeq names its product S-adenosyl-L-methionine-dependent methyltransferase. The record is from RefSeq and is a predicted model, not a curated record. Gene Ontology annotation, molecular function: methyltransferase activity. The transcript has 4 exons. Bases 1 to 978 code for a protein of 325 amino acids. Lineage: Eukaryota; Fungi; Ascomycota; Sordariomycetes; Cephalothecales; Cephalothecaceae.